UUCCGGGCCGGGCGCAGGCGCAGGAGCAGGCGCUGGCUGUCAUGUUGCGCGCUCUGAACCGCCUGGCCGCGCGGCCCGGGGUCCGGCCCCCGACCCCGCUGCUCCUGCCCGUGCGCGGCCGCAAGACCCGCCACGACCCGCCUGCCAAGUCCAAGGUCGGACGCGUGCAGACGCCGCCCGCCGUGGACCCCGCGGAAUUCUUCGUGUUGACCGAGCGCUAUCGACAGUACCGGGAGACCGUGCGCGCUCUCAGGCUGGAGUUCACGUUGGAGGUGCGAAGGAAAUUGCACGAGGCCCGAGCCGGGGUUCUGGCUGAGCGCAAGGCGCAGCAGGCCAUCACGGAGCACCGGGAGCUGAUGGCCUGGAACCGGGAGGAGAACCGGAGGCUGCAGGAGCUACGGAUAGCGAGGUUGCAGCUGGAAGCCCAGGCCCAGGAGCUGCAGCAGGCCGAGGCCCAGGCCCAGAAGGCCCAGGAGGAGCAGGCUUGGGUGCGACUGAAAGAACAAGAAGUGCUCAAACUGCAGGAGGAGGCAAAGAACUUCAUCACUCGGGAGAACCUGGAGGCACGGAUAGAAGAAGCAUUGGACUCUCCGAAGAGUUACAACUGGGCCGUCACCAAAGAAGGGCAGGUGGUCAGGAACUGAGCACAGAGGCUUCUAAGGGCCCAAAUAAGCACAGUGCUUGUCUAGGGUCUGUGUACUGGGGUAGGAAUUGAUGCAUCCCAGGAGGAUGGCUCAGCCGNUUCCAGAGCAACCCCAGUCACUCCAGGCUCAGCACUCACCACCUGACGGGGGAACUCUCAGACAUAGUNCCCUGUUCUGACACCACAGACAAACUCAGGACAGCAUUAAACUCUGGGAAGUUCCUAUCGCACAGAGGAUCGGACUGGACUCUGUCCCCUCUAGAAGCCAAGCUGUCUUGUAAGUCUCUUGGAGUCGUGUGAACCAAAUGUUUCCUGCUUUUAUAAAUAAAGUAUUGGAGUCCA
Molecule: messenger RNA, 985 nt
Organism: Mus pahari (shrew mouse)
Lineage: Eukaryota; Metazoa; Chordata; Mammalia; Rodentia; Muridae
Gene: Mrps26
Product: mitochondrial ribosomal protein S26
Exons: 4
Coding region: 42-644 (200 amino acids)
Cellular component (GO): mitochondrial small ribosomal subunit
Source: RefSeq, a predicted model, not a curated record